Messenger RNA from Solenopsis invicta (red fire ant), 912 nucleotides. RefSeq lists its product as uncharacterized. Gene Ontology annotation, biological process: DNA integration. NCBI's taxonomy places the organism in Eukaryota, Metazoa, Arthropoda, Insecta, Hymenoptera, Formicidae. The transcript has 2 exons. The record is from RefSeq and is a predicted model, not a curated record. Gene Ontology annotation, molecular function: nucleic acid binding. Bases 1 to 912 code for a protein of 303 amino acids.
AUGGGCAAUUUGCCUGAGGCAAGAGUCGCUAAUUACGUUCGUCCCUUUGCCAUAACCCGAGUGGAUUAUGCCGGCCUUAUCAAGAUCAAAGAGGGUAGGCGUCGUAGGAGAGUACAUAGUUCCAAGGCCUACAUAGCAUUGUUCAUCUGCUUCCACACUAAAGCAGUGCACCUAGAGUUAGUGACAGAUCUAACGACUGAAUCAUUUUUGUCUGCUUUGCGUCGGUUCACAGGGCGCAGGGGCAAUUGUUCGCAACUGCAUUCGGAUAAUGCAACAAAUUUUGUCGGAGCAGAGAGAGAGCUUCGAGAGAUCUACAACUUCCUUCGAGAGCAGAAUGAAGUAAUACAAACGGAGCUCGCGAAUCAAAAAAUCGAGUGGUACUUCAUACCGCCGAGAGCACCUAAUUUCGGAGGACUCUGGGAGUCAAACAUAAAAAGCAUGAAGAAACAUUUCUACGUCGUGACCAAAGGACUCACGUUGACAUUUGAAGAGUGCUACACUUUACUGGUAGGAAUUGAAGCUGUCCUGAAUUCAAGCUUACUCCUAUAUCCAACGACGUUAGAGACGUUAAAGACUUUGGAAAGAGACUAUUUACAAGAGCCAGAUAACAGACUAAAGAUUUGGCAACAUUUACAAAAGGUUCGUCAAGAUUUUUGGCAAAGAGAGUACCUGGUGGAGUUGCAACGCAGGAACAAGUGGAUAAACGGCAGAGAGAAUUUGCAACCAGGUGUCCUAGUCUUGUUGAAGAAAGAUAAUCUGCCGCCUUUGCAGUGGGCUCUGGGAAGAGUUACUAAGGUUCAUCCAACUACCAACAAUGUCGUUCGUGUCGUCACAGUACAGACGGCCAGUGGGAAAUUCAAGAGAGCAGCAAGGAAUUUAUGCCCUCUACCUUAUGAACACUGUAUAAAUUGA